Molecule: messenger RNA, 3178 nt
Organism: Cynara cardunculus var. scolymus (artichoke)
Lineage: Eukaryota; Viridiplantae; Streptophyta; Magnoliopsida; Asterales; Asteraceae
Product: pre-mRNA-splicing factor CWC22 homolog
Exons: 8
Coding region: 210-2966 (918 amino acids)
Biological process (GO): mRNA splicing, via spliceosome
Cellular component (GO): catalytic step 2 spliceosome
Molecular function (GO): RNA binding; protein binding
Source: RefSeq, a predicted model, not a curated record
GGAGGGGUUCGAAAUUUCAAACAAACAACGCCGACUCGUUGCUUCUACGCAGCAGCGCUGUUCUCUCGAUUCGCACUCUCUCAGGCUCCGACGCCGCCGCUCAAAAUUAAUCGCCAGCUCUCAGUCUCGACUCUCACUCUCUUAGGCUCUCACACUCACUCCGUCACUCUCUCAAUCUCUCAUUCAGUGACAGGGACAUUGAGGAAAUAAUGGAGAGACAAAGGGACAAAAACGGAGAUAGGAGUGACGAUGAAGAUCAUAAAUAUAGGAGAAGAGAUGGAGAUAAGUUUAGGAGUGAACGUGAUAGUCAGGAUAGAAGGAUCAACAAGAGUGAUGAGGAAGAUAUAAAUGGUAGGAGGGGCCGAGAUAGGAACAGGGAUCGGAGGAUUGAUGAUGAAGUUGUUAUUGAUAGGAGAGAUAGGAACAGGAAAAGGAGUGACGAUGAAGAUGCAAACGACAGGAGAAGAGAUCGGCAUGGGGAUAAAAGGAAUGCUGCUGGUUAUGCUGAUGAUAGGAGGAGAAAUAUGAACAGGGAUGAUACUAGGAGCAGAGAUAGAAACAGGGAUGGACGGAGUGAUGAUGAAAAUGCUAAUGAUAAAUGGAGGAAAGAUAGAAACAAGGAUAAAGAGAUUGAUGCUGAAGAUGAUAAUGCCAGGAGAAGAGGUAGGAGCAGGGAUUUAAGGGGUGAUGAAGAAGAUGGUAAUGAUAGGAGGAACAAGCAAAUGGAUGAAGACAGGAGGAAAAGAGGUAAGAACAAGGACAUAAGGAGUGAUGAAGAAGAUGGUAAUGAUAGGAGCAACAGGAAAAAGAGUGAAGACAGGAAAAGAAGUGAUGAACAUGAUCAGAGUGGUGAAGAAGUUGGUGAAAUUAGGAAAGCAGGGAAAAAGCACGAGGAAAGGAGUGAUGAGGAAGAUGGUGAAAUCAGGAAGAGAGGGAGGAAGGGAAAGCAUGAGGGCAGGAGUGAUAACGAAGAUGGUGAAAUCAGAAAGAGAGGGAGAAAGGGAAAACAUGAGGACAUGAGUGAUGAUGAAGAUGGUGAAAUCAGGAAGAGAGGGAGAAAGGGAAAGCAUGAGGGCAGGAGUGAUGAGGAAGAUGGUGAAAUCAGGAAGAGAGGGAGAAAGGGUAGGGAUAGAAGGAGUGAUGAUGAAGAUGAUAGUAAGGACAGGAGGAGAAGGGACAGGAAUAAGGAUGCAAAGGUGGAUGAAGGCCCACGGUUUCAAAAGCUGGCCGAAAUGCAAGAAAGCAUGACCAACUUAGGGAAGAGUGGAGGAGUUUACAUUCCUCCAUUUAAGUUGGCUCGUAUGAUGAAUGAAGUUCAAGAUAAAAGUAGCAUGGAAUAUCAAAGAAUGACAUGGGAUGCAUUAAGAAAGAGUAUAAAUGGGUUAGUCAACAAGGUCAAUGCAACAAAUAUCAAGAAUAUCAUCCCUGAGUUGUUUGCUGAAAAUUUGAUCAGGGGAAGAGGACUAUUUUGUCGAUCCUGUAUGAAGUCCCAAAUGGCUUCUCCUGGUUUUACAGACGUUUUUGCAGCGCUGGUUGCAGUUGUAAACACCAAAUUCCCUGAAGUGGGAGACCUUCUACUGAGGAGGAUUAUUUUGCAGCUUCAAAGGGCAUAUAAGCGAAAUGACAAGCCUCAAUUGCUUGCUGCGGUUAAGUUUAUAGCCCAUUUGGUCAACCAGCAGAUAGUUCAUGAGCUUAUUGCUCUUGAACUACUCACAACUCUGUUAGAAAAUCCAACUGAUGAUAGUGUGGAGGUUGCUGUUGGUUUUGUUACUGAAUGUGGAUCCAUACUUCAGGAUCUAAGUCCCCGAGGUUUGCAUGGUAUUUUUGAGCGCUUUCGUGGAAUUCUUCAUGAGGGAGAGAUAGACAAAAGGGUGCAGUUCUUGAUUGAAGGUCUCUUUGCACUCAGAAAGGCCAAGUUUCAGGGGCAUCCAGCUGUUCGUCCAGAGUUGGACCUUGUUGAGCUGGAAGAUCAGUUAACACAUGAAGUAUCGCUUCUGGAUAAGAUCGAUCCAGAGAUUUCCUUAGAUAUUUUCAAGUUGGAUCCUAGUUUCAUCGAGAACGAAAAGCGCUAUGAAGACUUGAAGAAAACCAUUCUUGGUGAUGAAUCUGAAGAAGAAGAAGAGGGUGGUGAGGAUUCAGAUGACGAGGAAGAUGAAUCUUCGGAAGAAGAGGAUGAGGAGCAGAUGAGAAUUAGGGAUGAGACAGAGACAAAUCUUGUCAAUCUCCGGAGAACCAUAUACUUGACAAUUAUGUCUAGUGUUGAUUUUGAGGAAGCUGGUCAUAAACUUCUGAAAAUCAAACUGGAGCCAGGACAGGAGAUGGAACUGUGUAUAAUGUUAUUAGAGUGCUGCAGUCAGGAAAGAACUUACCUUCGUUACUAUGGCCUUUUGGGACAGCGGUUUUGUAUGAUCAACAAAGUCUACCAAGAAAAUUUUGAGAAAUGUUUUGUGCAGCAAUACUCUAUGAUCCAUAGACUCGAGACGAAUAAGCUGCGUAACGUGGCCAAGUUUUUUGCACAUUUACUUGGGACUGAUGCUUUGCCUUGGCAUGUUUUGGCUUAUAUUCGGCUGACUGAGGAGGACACAACUUCCUCUUCCCGAAUUUUCAUCAAGAUUCUUUUCCAGGAGCUGUCUGAACAUCUCGGCAUUGGUCUCUUGAAUGAGCGUCUCAGUGAGCCCACGAUGCAGGCGGAUUUUGAAUCCAUCUUCCCACGAGACAACCCCAAGAAUACCCGGUUUUCAAUCAACUUUUUCACAUCCAUUGGGCUCGGUGGGAUCACAGAGAACUUGAGAGAGUAUCUGAAGAACAUGCCGCGUCUCAUCAUGCAACAAAAGCCAGCUUCUGAGUCAGACGAUUCAGAUUCUUCUAGUUCAGGAUCUGGAUCGUCAAGCUCAGAUGAAAGCAGCGAUAGCGAUAGUGAUAGCGAGAGUGAUCACAAGCGUAGCAAGCGCCGGAAGAGACGUUGAGACCUGAUUACAUCACUGCGAGCUGUUUUGUUCAUCUGCCUUUUCUUAUGUUGUGAGUUGGAGAUCGUUUCCUAAUCUAGUUUUGAACAUUUUUAGAUGAAGAGAAGAAAGAUAAUACUGGGCAAGACCAUGAUUUGUAUCUAUGAAGCCACUGUGAGUGUAAUCUGUAAUAGAUUUGUGAUUUUGUUUAAUAGAUAGCAGAGAUUGCUGUA